CGAGACUGCCUGCAAUAACUUUACUACCGGUGCACGCAUUUUCAAGACCUACGCAUGCAUUAUAGCUAGUCUCACUGAAGUACUAUUUAUCUCAUAAGAUUUUUGUGUUAUUGCUUUCGACCAGAGCACUCUAAGAGCUGAAAUUCAUGGCGAAGAGACGUGCGGAAGACACACUGCUGCACGACGCUGCACCGAAGAGAUGUUACCGCUCUUUGUGCAGUGUUGACAUGCAGCCUGGAGGCAUGGCUCCCUCCGGGGGGGUGAGCCCGCCGUCCCUGCUCGCUUUGCUGGGUAACCGCUGCAGAAAGAGGCCGCACUACUUCGAGGAGCCGGAGAAACAAGAGGAAGAAUCAGCUCUCAGUUUGAAGCCCACAAAGUGCGACAUUAGGAAGCAUGGGGCUCAGGUUUUGAGUAAGGUGCAGACUUCUGGAGGUUCCCAGGAGCGUCACAACGCCAGCACACCUACGAGCUCCAAAAAACGAACUCGAGAAGACUGUACGGGUUCAGAGACUGCCCUUCCUAAAAGUAAUAAUGAAGCUGAUGCGGACACCGAUGCUGAAGACUGCACCUACAACUCCUUCCAGUACUGGAGGGUCCCCUUACCUGAACUUGAUCUUUCACUGCUAGAAGAUAAUAAUGACCAUACUCAAACAAAAAACAAGUCAAAAGAAAAAUAUUCAUCUUCUGACACCAUGGAGGCUUGAAGGAGUUGGGUGCAUUGAGUCUGUACUACUCUGCCCUGACAUCAGUAGGCACAAUGUGAUGCUUUCAGCAGAUAGACACGUCAGAAAAUCAUUAAGGUUGCUUCAAUUGCUUCCAGGUGAGAUGCAUCAAUCUGAUGUUGCCAUGAUAGGGUGAUGUAGACUGUAGAAAGUCAGCCUCUUAAGAUCUUAAUAAGGUAGGUGUGGCAACACUGAGAUCUGCACAGCAACAACACUGUUCUUACAGUAGGGACACAGCAAGCGGGGACAACCUUUGAAGGCUGGUCUAUCCCUCCCCCUUUGUUUCCCUUUCCAGUAAAAAAAAAAUAGUGAAAACCGAUUUCUGUCAAGUAUUUCAGACAACAUUGUCCACAAAAGUGACUGAUAAUUUAUGUUUUGCUCUUUUGUGGACACAGUUAUCUGAAUACUUUAGUUUGUAUUUUAUGAAGAAGAAAUCCAACAAGGUUAAAAAAUUCCAUAAACUAAUAUCUUUCAGUGUGCUGUUUGGUAACUCGUUCCAAAAAGGUUUUUUACAAGUUUCAGAUGUGGGGAAAUACAUAUUUUGGAAUUGAAGACAUCUUAUUAAACUAUGUUGUAAUAGCA
Labrus bergylta (ballan wrasse) is the source of this 1304-nucleotide messenger RNA. RefSeq lists its product as uncharacterized. NCBI's taxonomy places the organism in Eukaryota, Metazoa, Chordata, Actinopteri, Labriformes, Labridae. The record is from RefSeq and is a predicted model, not a curated record.